CUAAUUGUCAUUUAUAAGCAAGACGCGAAGCAGUCAAGAAGUAAUUUAAGUAGAAGAUGAACGAUCAAGUUGAAGAUAUUCUCGUUAAACUGGGAGAGGAUGCGGAAAAGACGAAGAACUGUCUUAAGUUACUCGAAGAGUGGAUGCAGAAAACGGAUUACAUGCCUAAAAAUUAUGAUGGAAGAAUAUUACUUCCGUAUCUGAGGAGUUGCAAGUAUAAUUUGGAGAAGACUAAGAGGAAAUUGGAGAAUUACUUUAUAACGAAAGCGACUUUACCGGACUUAUUUUUAAACCCGAACGUUAACAGGGAUUCCGUGGAUAAGGUCGAAAGCGUCAUAAACAUUGGAACGACAAAUUCUUUGACCCCGGACGGUUUCAGGAUCUCCUUCGUCAGAUUCAACAGCAAUCGACCGGUCGAUUAUAAUUUCGAAGAUAUUGCCAGGUAUUUGCUAUUCUUUGUGCAAUUGGAUCACAUCAAGGGAAUAGCACGUCUGGGCGAUAUAUUGGUUUUCGAUGUGAUCAAUUUCGUGCCCGGUUUCAUCCCGAUGAUAUUCCACAACUUUCUAAAGCCGCUGAUAAAGUUAGCCGAAGACGGUUUACCGACGAACAUCGAAACUGUGCUUAUCAUUAAUGGUAGCACAGUCGUAGCCAAGAUCAUUAACACGUUGAAGAAUUUUGUCAAGGAGAAAAACAAACAUCGGGUGCACGUGCACACGUCGCACACGCCUCUCCUGGACCUCUUCCCGUCGGAUAUGAUCCCAUCGAAUUACGAGGGAACGUGCGGCAAGAGUCUGGAGGAGAUGUUCGACGAAAUCAAGACGGAAAUAAACUCGCACGCCGACUACAUAAAAUCACAGGAGGAAGUCCGGUGCAGCAGCAUCCCCAAGAAGUACGCGUCCGUUUCGUUGGCCGGGGAGGAAAUGGUGCAAGGGAGCUUCCGAAAGUUGGAAAUUGAUUAAACACACAAAACCUGAAUAGUGCAGCUGGCAUUCUCUCAAUGGUUACUUUGAUCUUAAUAUAGUUGUUGUUGUUGUUGUUAUUAUUGUUGCAGUUGUUCUCUUAUUAUUAUUAUUAUGUAUAAUAAUUAUUAUUACUUUUGUUUUUUUUUUAAUCAAUAAUCACAGACCGAAUAAAUCAUAUCAACGAAUCAUUUACAAAUAUGGCUCUAAACAAAACAUAAACAAAAAUAUACAUAACUAAUAUCUCAUAUCAUUAUACCUUUGCAAAUUACAUAUAAAACAAACAAAAAAAACAAA
Nicrophorus vespilloides is the source of this 1256-nucleotide messenger RNA. RefSeq lists its product as uncharacterized. The coding region runs from base 57 to 959 and encodes 300 amino acids. The transcript has 5 exons. The record is from RefSeq and is a predicted model, not a curated record. Gene Ontology annotation, molecular function: phosphatidylinositol bisphosphate binding. NCBI's taxonomy places the organism in Eukaryota, Metazoa, Arthropoda, Insecta, Coleoptera, Silphidae. Gene Ontology annotation, cellular component: membrane.